AUGCCAUUCACCACUGGAGAAGAGAACUUGCUCCGGCUGAACCAAAAGGAUUUUGACUUCAAUAUCCAAUUCGAGCAGUUGUUCUUCUCCAUUAUUCCGUCCGCUUUGUUUAUCGUAACAUCAGUAUGGCGGACACUUUCCCAGGCACGCAAGCCCACCGUGGUGAAUGCUCCGAUUUUCCAGUUGAUAAAAUUGGGUGCUAUAACAACCUAUGUUGGACUUGAGCUUUCACUCCUCAUCUUAGUUGCGACUGGGUCUUUCCAUGUGACCAACAUGUUUAUAGCUUCCUCGGUCCUCAACCUUGUCUCAGCCCUACUCAUGAUCAUGCUGAGUGUCGUAGAUCACAGCAAAAGCCCGAGGCCGUCUGUACUGUUGAGCAGCUACUUGUUCCUGACCCUUUUCCUGGAUGUGGCCCAGGCAAGAACGCUGUUUUUGUCAUCAGAUGACAAGCCUGAACUCACCUAUAGCAGCAUCUUCGUCACUGCUAUAGCCCUGAAGACCGGAAUAUUGCUACUGGAAGCCCAGAAAAAGUCCAUAUGGGUGGGCUGGGACGAGAAGGAGCAUAGCCCAGAGGAGACGAGUGGCAUAUUCUCCUUAGGAGUCUUCUAUUGGCUCAACAAGAUGUUCCUGGUUGGCUACAACAAAAUCUUGGCGAUUGGGGAUCUUUACCCGCUGGAUAGCUCCUUUACCGCCAGUUUGCUUCACGAUGAGUUUUUGAGGAACGUGGAUUACUCUAAAUUCAAGGGCGACAAAUUUGCGCUGGCGAAGGCGCUUAUGCGUACACUAAAAGCUCCUCUUUUACUUCCCAUACCUCCACGGUUGGCACUUCUUUGUUUCACAUUUUGUCAACCGCUUUUUCUUGAAAAGUUGUUGGACUACCUAUCCCAGUCUGAACUUGAUGGGAACAUGGGGUACGGGUUUAUUGGUGCUAGCGUGCUUAUCUACUCGGGACUUGCUAUAUCAACGGGAUUUUACUGGUACUUCCAUCACCGAAUGCGUACCAUGGCUAGGUCAAUACUAGUCAGAGAGAUUUUCAUUACAGCCACAAAAGCUCGUAUCGGAACUGCCGAUGACAGCGCUGCGCUGACUUUAAUGAGCACAGACAUGGAGCGAAUCAAGACAGGUUUCAGAAGUUUGCACGAGAUUUGGGCGUGCCUAAUUCAAGCAGCUCUUGCGGGGUGGAUGUUAUACAACAGAAUUGGCGUGGUGUUCGUCGCACCAAUGGGAGUUGUUAUAGUCUGCUUCAUCGGCUUGGCGAUUCUAAUAAAUUUCACCGGGGAUUCGCAGAGGUCCUGGAUGGCAGGCGUGCAGAAGCGGGUGGGCUUAACCGCCACAGUCAUUGCCAGUAUGAAGAACUUGAAGAUAUCUGGCCUCUCUGUCGCCAUUGGCGACUUCGUGCAAAAACUUCGUGUGGAGGAGCUAGCAGCUGGAGGCCGAUUCCGCAAAAUUGGCAUUAUUGCAGCAGUUCUUGGCUUUCUCCCGCUGUUGAUCGGCCCACCAUUAGCAUUUGCAUUUACCCAAACAAGUUUCGAUGCCUCGAGGAUGUUCACCAGUCUUUCUUUCCUUACACUGUUGACCAAUCCGUUGUCGCAGGUCUUCCAAUCUAUUCCUGAUCUUGUCUCCGGAUUGGCGUGCCUGGGUCGAAUUCAGGCCUUCUUGGAGUGCGAGACUCGGCAGGACUUUCGCAAUGUUCUUGAUGAUAUGAGACAGACUGUUGAAAAGACUGGCCCUGAUACUGGAACCUUGUCUGAUUUCAAAUCGGACUUGGCGCACCCUGUCGUCAUCAAGAGUGGAAAUUUUGGUUGGGAGGCAGACAAGUUCGUGCUGAAGAAUGUUAAUACUCGAGUACCUAAAUCCUCACUCACUAUUGUCGUUGGACCUGUUGGAUCUGGGAAGACAACGCUGUGCAAGGCACUACUUGGAGAAAUCCCUUUUAGCGAAGGGAGCGUGGCUUUAGGAACUAGCUUUCCUCACGUUGGAUUCUGCGACCAAAUAGCAUUCCUCUCUAACGGAUCGAUUAGAGAGAACAUCAUGGGAUUCUCUCCACCUGACAACAAGAGGUAUACUGAGGUUAUCGAGGCUACCUCUCUGAGCUUUGACUUUGCCACACUGCCACAAGGAGACCGAACAAAUGUCGGUUCAGAUGGAAUCGUCUUAUCCGGAGGCCAGAAACAACGGGUUUCUCUUGCGCGAGCUCUAUAUUUGCACUCUGAUCUUCUAGUGCUAGACGACGUCUUCAGCGGGCUGGAUGCGGAUACUGAGGAGAAGGUCUUCCAGCAAGUCUUCGGGCCGGAUGGACUACUCAAGCAACGAGGCUCCACAGUCGUAUUAUGCACCCACAGUAUCAGACACCUCCCCGCGGCGGAUCAUGUGAUAGCGCUCGGCAAUGGCACCAUUGUCGAGCAAGGUAGCUUUCACAAAUUGAUGAACAGUCAGGGAUAUGUUCAACGUCUGGGGUUGAAGAGCUCUUCUGAUAACGCUGCCCCUACCGAGGAAACGACUUCAGAAAGGAGAGCGCAGGAAUCGAAGCCGCAAAUGCUACACACGACGAUAACUAAUACAUCAUUCAUCCCACCUGAUACGGAUUCGUCGCGACAAGUUGGCGAUAAAACGGUAUACAAGCAUUAUUUUAAGAGCAUGGGAUUAUUCCUGGCAGCGUGCAGUCUGCUUUUUAGUGUUCUUUGGGGUUUCUUCACAAACUUCCCAACAAUCUGGCUUACAUACUGGACCGAUGACAUCUCCUCGGAGCAUCCAGUACAUUCUUACGCCUACUACGCCGGUAUAUACGCUUUGCUCCAAAUCUGCGCCUUGAUCUCGCUGCUUCUCCUCGGAAUCUCGCUAUUCAUCGUCUCCGUGAGAAGAGCAGGUGCUAGUCUCCACCAGGAUGCCUUACGAACACUCAUUCACGCACCGCUAUAUUUCUUCACCAAGACGGAUACUGGUGUCGUCACAAAUCUGUUCUCGCAAGACCUGAAUCUUAUAGACACAGAGCUGCCAGAAGCAACUCUGAAUACUCUGUUUUGCUUCUUCCAAGCACUCGGACAAGCCGCAGUUAUGCUUACGUCGUCUGUUUACCUGGCCAUAAGCUACCCGUUUCUCGUCGGCCUACUGUAUAUCUUGCAGAAAUUCUACCUUCGGACUUCCAGGCAGCUGAGGUUGCUUGACCUUGAGGCUAAAAGUCCCUUGUAUACACAUUUUCUUGACACUGUUAAGGGAAUUACCACUCUGAGAGCUUUCGGUUUCCUUCCUGACGAUGUUGACAAGAAUACACGCCUAAUUGAUGCCAGUCAACGACCCGCAUACCUCCUCCUGAUGAUUCAACAGUGGCUGAACCUCGUUCUCGACAUCGUAGUCAUGGUCAUCGCAGUGGUAAUAACAACUCUUGCCGUUCGUCUUCACUCUAACUCUGCUUUCGCUGGUGCCUCCUUAUUUUCCGUCAUGAGUUUCGGAGAAAUCAUGUCAGGCAUUGUCACAUACUACACCAAGCUAGAAACUUCUAUUGGAGCGAUCGCCCGUCUCAAGGUGUUUAGUGAAGACGUCAAGCCCGAGGAUAGAGACGAAGAGGACAUUGUUCCUCCUACACUAUGGCCUCAAAAUGGUGUGGUGGAGUUGAAGGGCGUAUCCGCGAGUUAUGGCACAGAGAAUGAGAUCGAUAGCACGGCCAACUUAGCCCUCCGCAACAUCAACCUCACUGUCAACACAGGCGAGAAAGUCGCCAUCUGCGGUCGUACCGGCAGCGGCAAGUCCACCCUCAUCGCUCUCCUCCUCAAGCUCCUGGAUCCCACCCCCGAGACAGCUGGGAACGCAAUCAUCGAUAAUAUGCCGCUCCACCGGUUAAACCGGACUGCACUCCGUGAGUGCAUAAUCGCUGUACCCCAGGAAGCAGUUUUUCUACCCGAUGGGUCCACAUUCCGAGCGAACCUAGAUCCGUCCGACGUUUCAACCCCCGAGGAAUGCGAAGCUGUGCUUGUCGCCGUGGACCUGUGGAAGUUUGUCCAGGAACGGGGUGGCCUAGAGGAAGGUAUGAGCGCGGGGACGCUCAGCGCUGGACAAAGGCAACUCAUGUCGCUUGGGCGUGCGCUAUUGAGACGUUUUGUUCGGGCGCGAAAUGGCUCGGACUGCGGUAUACUGUUGUUGGAUGAAGUGAGCUCGAGUGUUGACCGCGAGACGGAACGUGUCAUGCAGGAGAUUAUCAGGGUGCAGUUCAAGAACUACACAGUUCUAGCGGUCAGUCAUCGGCUGGAUAUGAUUAUGGACUUUGACAGGGUUGUUGUUAUGGACACGGGGGAGAUUGUGGAGGUUGGAAAUCCUAUGGUGCUGGCUGGACAGGCGGAGACGAGGUUUGGGGAUCUAGUCCGGGCUGGGGCUCAAUAG
Messenger RNA from Penicillium concentricum, 4374 nucleotides. RefSeq lists its product as uncharacterized. Gene Ontology annotation, biological process: transmembrane transport. Gene Ontology annotation, molecular function: ATP binding; ATP hydrolysis activity; ABC-type transporter activity. Bases 1 to 4374 code for a protein of 1457 amino acids. Gene Ontology annotation, cellular component: membrane. NCBI's taxonomy places the organism in Eukaryota, Fungi, Ascomycota, Eurotiomycetes, Eurotiales, Aspergillaceae. The transcript has 8 exons. The record is from RefSeq and is a predicted model, not a curated record.